ACUUUUUUUUGCAGGAAGUUGAGAAACAUAUGUCCCGUUUAAGCUACAUCCCAUCAACCCUUUUUUCAACAGAAGUCACAUUGGUAGAUUUCUUAGACAGGGUGCACAUAUCCGAGGUCAAAUUGCGUUCAAAAGGCUUGUGGGAUGUUCCACAUCCAUGGCUCAAUCUUCUAAUACCCAAAAGCGAAAUACAUAAUUUUGCAGAAGAAGUCUUUGGGAACAUCCUAACAGGAACUAGCAACGGCCCCGUCCUUAUCUACUCAAUAAACAAAUCCAAGUGGGAUAACAGAACUUCUGUUGUCAUUCCAGAGGAAGAUGUUUUCUACUUAGUGGCAUUUCUUGCAUCUGCAGUUCCCUCUUCCAAUGGAACUGAUGGCCUAGAACACAUUCUAAGUCAGAACAAAAGAAUUUUAGAAUUCUGUAAAAGAGCACAACUAGGAGUAAAGCAGUAUUUGCCCCACUACAGUACACAUCAAGAAUGGAUGACCCAUUUUGGUCCUCACUGGGAGACUUUUCUGCAGAGAAAGUCUGUUUAUGAUCCAUUAGCAAUACUCGCUCCAGGCCAACGUAUAUUUCGAAAAGCAAUACGCUUCUUAUGA
Cajanus cajan (pigeon pea) is the source of this 599-nucleotide messenger RNA. Lineage: Eukaryota; Viridiplantae; Streptophyta; Magnoliopsida; Fabales; Fabaceae. The record is from RefSeq and is a predicted model, not a curated record.